Messenger RNA from Euleptes europaea (tarantolino), 788 nucleotides. RefSeq names its product tetraspanin 32 (gene TSPAN32). The transcript is spliced from 8 exons. Gene Ontology annotation, cellular component: membrane. The coding region runs from base 15 to 743 and encodes 242 amino acids. The record is from RefSeq and is a predicted model, not a curated record. NCBI's taxonomy places the organism in Eukaryota, Metazoa, Chordata, Lepidosauria, Squamata, Sphaerodactylidae.
GAGAAGAGGAAGGAAUGGGACAGAGAUGCUGCUUGGUCCAGGCGCCCAAGUGCCAGCUACUGGUGGUCAGUCUCUUUGGCAUGCUGCUUGGGCUAUCAGUAGCCAUACUGACCAUUAUCACCUACUACGAAAGGCGCUUUAUUGUCAUAAGCGAAGUCUCAUUGGAAACAAACCCCAUUAGGACUUUUCACAAUAUAGCUUUGUACACUGGAAUAUGUCUGAGUAGCAUCCUAACCAUUGCUGCUAUACUGAGUGUUGUUGCCACCUGGAGAGACCUGGAGAGUAUCAUGGCAGUGGGGUUCCUCUGUUUUGCCAUGAUGUUCUGUGCAUCCGUUCAGGCUGCCUACUGGGCGAUAAUUAACAGUACUGAGGUUGAAGAGGCCAUGAUGGAUGUCUAUGACUUUGUUUAUGAGGACAUGAGAAACAAUUCUUCAAGUAACAGAAGGCAGGAGCUACUUACCAUCCAUGAAACGUUUCUCUGCUGUGGAAAGAAGCUACUCUUCGAAGAAGCAAGAGAUAUUGAAAAUGAGACAUGCCAGUCAGAAACAAUAGGAACAACUAAAGAGGACUGCCUCCAAGCGAUUCACAACUUCCUGGAAAAACACAUGAGAUUUGUCUCCAUACUGAUGAUCAUUACAACUAUAAUCAUGGUGUAUGGGAUGGUCUUAACGUCAUUCCUCUGCUUUUCAAUUCAUUUCAAGAACAGUUUGGAGCGGAAGGACAAGUACAUUCUCACAAGGUGACAGAAAAUUGUCUUUGGAGCCCUGCCCCCAGAGAAAAGUUCAAGG